AUGCCCUUAGAAAAUUGGUCGAAAAUCUGUAUUGGAUGGUCUGCGGUUAUCGUCGGUGGAAUAUACUCGUUUUACCUGGCCCGCGUGAGUGUCGACAAGAGGCGCUAUGAGAACAUGAAAAUUAGGGAACGCAUGCGACAAGCGAACUCUGGUCAAUACGAAGACAGUUACAGGAAGUUCUCUACCAUGUCGCAAAAGGAGGCGCAGAACAUGCAGUUGAUCCAGGAAUUGGAGAUCGAAAUGAUGGCCGACAUGUACAAUCGAUUGACCGCCACCUGCCACAAGAAAUGCGUCCCUCCGAUAUACGGGGACGCGGAAAUCGCCAAAGGCGAGGCCGUUUGCAUCGACAGGUGCGUCGCCAAAUUCCUGGACAUCCACGAGCGCAUCGGCAAAAAACUGGGCCAAAUGUCCAUGCAGGACGAGUCCCUUUUGAAGAAAUAG
Molecule: messenger RNA, 441 nt
Organism: Phyllotreta striolata
Lineage: Eukaryota; Metazoa; Arthropoda; Insecta; Coleoptera; Chrysomelidae
Source: the annotation of a GenBank genome assembly